Molecule: messenger RNA, 5198 nt
Organism: Eubalaena glacialis (North Atlantic right whale)
Lineage: Eukaryota; Metazoa; Chordata; Mammalia; Artiodactyla; Balaenidae
Exons: 13
Coding region: 212-5128 (1638 amino acids)
Biological process (GO): regulation of transcription by RNA polymerase II
Cellular component (GO): nucleus
Molecular function (GO): RNA polymerase II transcription regulatory region sequence-specific DNA binding; DNA-binding transcription factor activity, RNA polymerase II-specific
Source: RefSeq, a predicted model, not a curated record
UCUCGCGCCGGUAGGCGCGGGGGUCCCAGUCGCUCGCCUUCUGCUCCGGAGCCCGCGAGCUCCGGCCGGGCUUCUUCUCCGCGCACGACAUUACUCAUCCUGGCCCUGGGAAGAAACUCAAGAAGAAGCUUUUGAGACUUAAAGAUUAGAUGGGGCUUGACUUCUGCUGGGCAGCCCCCAGCUAUAGGAGAUCCCCUGCUGAGCAGAGAGGAUGACUACAGAAUUGAGAGAGGCCAUGACCCUGGCCCCUUGGGGCCCAGUGACAGUGAAAAAGGAGGAGGAAGAGGAGGAAACCUUCGUGGGUCAGGCAUCCAGCCAACAAGUGCACUCUGAAAACGUCAAAGUCUGGGCUCCUGGGGAGGGUCCUCAGACAGGCCUCGAUGUAUCAGAACAGGAGGAAAAGGGUCAGAACAUGUUCUGGGACAUGACUGUAGUCCUGAAACCAACACAGGAGGCGUCUGCUGCAUCAACCCCAGGCAGCUCCUCAUUACCAGAGACUCUGGCCAAGAGUGAGCUACUGGAGACUCGUGGGAACAUGACCUGUCUAGGUGCUGAAACCAAGAACCCACAGUUAUUGGUUCCAAAAACUGAGAUAUGUGAUGAAGCCGAAAAACCUUUCAUAACAUCAGGAAGAAUCCAGAAAGUUGACCCUCCAGGACCUGAGUUAGGAGAAGGCUGUGAAAAAGGGAACAUGUUAAAAAGGCAGAGAAUAAAGAGGGAAAAGAAAGAUUUCAGACAAGUGACAGUGAAGGACUGUCACAUACCUGAAAACUUCAAAGAAGAGGAAGACCAGAAGUGUCACAAAUCUGAGGAGAGAUACAGCCUUGGUUCUGGCUGUGUUAAAAAUCAGAAAAGCCAGCCUGGGCAGAAACCUUUUACAUGUAGCGUGUGUGGGAAAGGUUUUAGUCAGAGCGCAAACCUUGUAGUGCAUCAGCGAAUCCACACUGGAGAGAAACCCUUCGAAUGUCACGAGUGUGGGAAGGCCUUCAUUCAGAGUGCAAACCUUGUUGUGCAUCAGCGAAUCCACACUGGACAGAAACCGUAUGUUUGUUCAAAGUGUGGGAAAGCCUUCACUCAGAGUUCAAAUCUGACUGUACAUCAAAAAAUCCACUCCUUAGAGAAAACGUUUAAGUGCAGUGAAUGCGAGAAAGCCUUCAGUUACAGCUCACAACUUGCCCGGCACCAGAAAGUCCACAUUACAGAAAAAUGCUAUGAAUGUAACGAGUGUGGGAAAACAUUUACUCGGAGCUCAAACCUCAUUGUCCACCAGAGGAUCCACACCGGGGAGAAGCCCUUCGCCUGUAACGAUUGUGGCAAAGCCUUCACCCAGAGCGCAAAUCUUAUUGUGCAUCAGCGAAGCCAUACUGGUGAGAAGCCAUACGAGUGCAAAGAGUGCGGAAAAGCCUUUAGUUGUUUUUCACACCUUAUCGUGCACCAGCGAAUCCACACCGCGGAGAAACCUUACGACUGUAGCGAGUGCGGGAAGGCCUUCAGUCAGCUCUCUUGCCUUAUCGUGCACCAGAGGAUUCACAGCGGGGACCUUCCGUAUGUGUGUAACGAGUGCGGGAAGGCCUUCACCUGCAGCUCGUACCUGCUGAUUCAUCAGAGGAUCCAUAAUGGGGAGAAGCCGUACACGUGCAGCGAGUGUGGCAAGGCCUUCCGGCAGAGGUCGAGCCUCACCGUGCACCAGAGAACCCACACUGGGGAGAAGCCCUACGAGUGCGCCAAGUGCGGCGCGGCUUUCAUCUCCAACUCACACCUCAUGCGCCACCACAGAACCCAUCUUGUUGAGAGCACAUACAAGGACCGAGUUGGGUCCUGGCCCCGCAGCCCUCCCCUUUUCCUCGGAGUCCAGCAGGAGGAACGGAGCGGGAGCUCCACGAAGAUGGAGACACCUCCCUGCUUCCUGGAGCUGCGGGGCAGCAGCCGGCAGCCGGGUGCUCCCACCCCGGCCGUUUCACUGGGCCGCUCUCAGGUCACCGAGGGUCCGCCGUCUGGGAGAGGCAGGCUCGCGCCCGGGGAGUUGAGUGAGAAUGCGAUGCACGCGAGUGAGGACAAGCCCCGUGAGCCUGACAGAGGAGGAGCCCCGGCUGUGGCUCUAGCCUUGGGAACACCACCGGCAGGGCUGAGCGGAGCUCCCAUUUGGAGCCUGGUGGACCACCGCUGGCCAGAAUGCACACGGGAGAAGUCGUGUGGGUGCGGGGAGUGUGGGAAGGCCUUCACGCGCAGCUCCCACCUGAUCCUGCACCAGAGGGUGCACACUGGGGUGAAGCCCUACGUGUGCCCUGAAGCCACACGGGUGAAGACCUAUUGCCGCACCCAGUGCAGGAAGGCCUUCAGCCAGAGGUCCCAUCUCGUCUGCCACCAGACCACUCACACACGGAAGAAACACCAGAGAGGCAAGCGAGGGCUGCGCUUCGGGGUCGCUGAUGACGCACUACCGGCCGCGCUGCUGUUCUUCCGGUCCGGGCGGGUGAGCCUGCGCCCUGGGUUUCCGUGUACCUCCGGGACCGUGGUCGCCGCCCCGCUGGGAGCCGCCGGACAUCACGGUGAGCGGGCGGGGCCCAAGGGAGGGGAAGGCAGCGGCUCCGGGUGCGUCUCAGCUGUGGCGGCGGCCCAGGUUUAUGUAGCAAGCCCGCCCGGGCCUCGUUCUCCCCGGAUUGCUGCCUGCACGGCGGCUCCGAACUCCCGGCGGCCCGGCCCGGCUUGCAGCUUCAACACUGCACUCACCAGGCAAAGAGAAGAUUUGUGGAUGUUGAAUAUGCAAGGAGCUGAAGAGAGAGAGAUUGAAAGAGAGAUUUGUCCAGGUUGGGUGAGCAAGCCUGCUCCAGAGCAGGAUGGCUCUGAAAUUGAUUUGCCAGGGAUAGCAUCAAAGAGAUCCCAAGAGGAUGAAUACCAGGAUUCUACAUUUGCAGAAAAAUAUGUAUGUGAGAGCAUGAAGGAAAACCCUCCCAGAGAGGUUCCUGGACCAUGCCUUUUCCAAGAAGGUUUUGGGGGAAUAACUUUCAUCCACAAGGAAGCACCUCCAGAAAUGAUUAGACAAGAAUAUAAUUUUGAGAGAAGCGUGCUUUUAACCUCAAGCCUUGUUACACAUCUCAGGGUUUCUACAGAAGAGAGCCUACAUCAGUGGGAGACAAGUAGCAUAUACACCAAUGAGAUUUCAGACCAAAGUAAUUGUCCGAUCUUCUCUACACAGAAAAAAUCUUGGAAAUGUAGUGAAUGUGGAAAAACUUUUAAUCAGAGCUCAUCCUUUACCCAGCAUCAGAGAACUCAUACGAGACCCUACACAUGUGAGGAAUGUGGGAAAACUUUUAGUCGUAGCUCAUUCCUUGUUCGACAUCAAAGAAUUCACACCGGGGUGAAACCAUAUGGAUGUGAGCAGUGUGGGAAAACAUUUCGAUGUCGAUCAUUUCUUACUCAGCAUCAGAGAAUCCACACUGGAGAGAAACCAUAUAAAUGUAAUGACUGUGGGAAUUCCUUCCGCAAUCAUUCACAUCUCACUGAACACCAGAGAAUUCACACUGGAGAGAAACCUUAUAAAUGUAAUAGAUGUGGGAAGGCGUUCAGUCAGAACACACACCUCAUUCAUCAUCAGAGAAUUCACACUGGCGAGAAACCUUAUUUAUGCAAUGAAUGUGGCUCUUCUUUUCGCAAACACUCAAAUCUUACACAACAUCAGAGAAUUCACACUGGGGAAAAACCCUAUAAAUGUGAUGAAUGUGGGAAGACUUUCCAUACAAAGGCAAACCUCUCUCAGCAUCAGAGAAUUCAUACUGGAGAGAAACCCUAUAAAUGUAAGGAAUGUGGGAAAGCGUUUUGUCAGAGCCCAUCCCUUAUUAAACACCAGCGAAUUCAUACUGGAGAAAAACCCUAUAAGUGUAAGGAAUGUGGCAAAGCUUUUGCUCAGAGCACCCCACUCACUAAACAUCAGAGAAUUCAUACAGGGGAAAAACCCUACAAAUGCAGUGAGUGUGGUAAAGCUUUCAUUCAGAGCAUUUGCCUUAUUCGGCAUCAGAGAAGCCACACCGGAGAAAAACCCUAUAAAUGCAAUGAAUGUGGGAAGGGCUUUAACCAGAAUACCUGCCUCACUCAGCAUAUGAGAAUUCAUACUGGAGAGAAGCCCUAUAAAUGUCAGGAAUGUGGGAAAGCCUUUGCUCACAACACGUCUCUUACUGAACAUCAUAGAACUCACACUGGUGAGAAGCUCUAUAAGUGUAGUGAGUGUGAGAAAACCUUCCGCAAGUAUGCACACCUUAGCGAACAUUACAGGAUUCACACUGGUGAGAAGCCUUAUGAGUGCAUUGAAUGCGGAAAAUUCUUCAGACAUAGUUCAGUCCUUUUCAGACAUCAGAAACUUCACAGUGGAGAAAAACCUUCCAAGUGUAGUGAAUGUGGAAAGUUUUUUACUCAGAGAUCAUCUCUUACCCAGCAUCAGAAGAUUCACACAGGAGAGAAACCUUAUGUGUGUACUGAAUGUGGAACUUGUUUCCGUAAACAGUCAAAUCUUACUCAACAUCUGAGGAUUCAUACGGGAGAGAAACCUUAUAAAUGUAAUGAAUGUGAGAAAGCCUUUCAAACAAAAGCAGUCCUUGUCCAGCAUCUGAGAAUUCAUACUGGGGAGAAACCCUAUAAAUGCGAUGAAUGUGGCAAAGCCUUUUGUCAGAGUCCAUCCCUUGUUAAACACCUGAGAAUUCAUACUGGAGAGAAGCCCUAUAAAUGCAGCGAGUGUGGCAAAGCCUUCAGUCAGAGCAUAUGCCUUACUCGUCAUCAGAGAAGUCAUUCUGGAGAUAGACCUUAUAAGUGUAAUGACUGUGGGAAAGCCUUUAAUCAGAGUGUGUGCCUCAGGCAGCAUCAGAGAAUCCACUCAGGAGAGAAGCCCUACACAUGUACCAAAUGUGGUAAAACCUUCACUCAGAACUCUUCCCUUGUUGAACAUGAGAGAACUCACACUGGAGAGAAACUUUUUAAGUGUAGUGAGUGUGAAAAAACCUUCCGCAAGCAAGCACACCUUAGUGAACAUUACAGAAUUCACACUGGAGAGAAAGCUUAUGAAUGUGCUAACUGUGGGAAAUCCUUCAGGCACAGCUCAGCGCUUGCUCGACAUCAGAGGCUUCAUGCUGUGGAAUAAAACUCGGGAUAUAACUAGGGUGGAAAGACUUGUAUCAGUAUGAGAACACUUCUUUUUUUUUUCUAAAUUC